Aspergillus candidus is the source of this 679-nucleotide messenger RNA. RefSeq names its product 3-hydroxyanthranilate 3,4-dioxygenase. Gene Ontology annotation, molecular function: 3-hydroxyanthranilate 3,4-dioxygenase activity; iron ion binding. NCBI's taxonomy places the organism in Eukaryota, Fungi, Ascomycota, Eurotiomycetes, Eurotiales, Aspergillaceae. The coding region runs from base 92 to 679 and encodes 195 amino acids. The transcript has 2 exons. The record is from RefSeq and is a predicted model, not a curated record. Gene Ontology annotation, biological process: 'de novo' NAD+ biosynthetic process from L-tryptophan; quinolinate metabolic process. Gene Ontology annotation, cellular component: cytoplasm.
CUUGAUCUUAUCCAUCCCUUCUUGAUACUUACCUGUGCUAUCUUCUUACUGCCCUCAGAAUCAUAACUAACUCAAUUACCCCCGAGACAACAUGCUUCCCCCAGCAUUAAACAUCCCCAAAUGGCUCGAAUCCAACUCCCACCUCCUCCAACCCCCCGUAAACAACCACUGCAUCUACCACCCGUCCUCCCCAACAACCCCCGGCUACACAGUAAUGAUAGUCGGCGGCCCGAACGCACGCACCGACUUCCACAUCAACCCAACCCCGGAAUUUUUUUACCAAUACCGGGGAUCCAUGCUUCUCAAAACCGUCGACACCUCGGCAUCAACCCCCGUCUUCCAGGACGUGCCUAUCCACGAGGGCUCGCUGUUCCUGCUGCCAGCGAACACGCCGCACUGUCCGGUGCGGUUUAAGGAUAGUGUGGGGGUUGUUGUGGAGAUGCCGAGGGGGGGCGAGGGGGUGAUGGAUGCCAUGCGGUGGUAUUGUGCUGGGGAGGGGUGUGGUGAGGUUGUGUGGGAGAAGAGGUUUGUGUGUGUGGAUUUGGGGACGCAGGUCAAGGAGGUAGUGGAGGAGUUUGGGGCGGAUGAGGGAAAGAGGACUUGUGGGGGGUGUGGGAGGGUGGCGAAGACGAGGUUUGAGGAGGGGGAGGUGGUGCAGCCACCACGGUUUCCGGAGUAG